GCAGAAUCAUUUUCACACCUCCACCAUGGACGAAGAAUUGUUGCUGAGAGACUGGACUAUUCUCGAACUCUUCCUAUUUCAACUGUCAAACAUACUUAUACGGAAGAACUUAGCUGCUUUCGGAUAAAUGCGGAUGAUCACUGUGCAAGUCUAUUUCCUGAAUUUGAGUGCAAGUUUAUGAAUGCAGGUCGAGAUGUUUUAUGGAAUGGAGCAGAAUCAACUCCGAUGAAUUUGCAGAUACAAAUUGUUAAGGCUCUGAAAUUGGGUAAAAGAGGCGAAGCCUCCAAUCUUCUUUUGAGUCUAGGCCAGGGAAAUGACAUCAAAGGAGCUGAUGAUUUCGUGCAUAUUCUACAGUACUGUGCCACGUCACCUGAUCCUUUGUUUGUCAUGGAAGCUUGGACAAUAAUGGAUGAGAAAGAGAUUAGUCUGAAUAGCCUUUGCUCCGCGCUUAUGGUGGAAGCUCUAUGUAAUGGAGGAUACUUGGAGGAGGCAUUAAAAUUGAUAAAUUUUCUUAAAGAAAGUCAUGGUAUCUAUCCGGUUCUACAUGUCUACAACACUUUUUUGAAAGCUUGUACCAAAAUGCAAAGUAUGGUUUAUGCCAAUCAGUGUUUGGAAUUGAUGGAGCGACAAAAGGUGGGGAAGAAUGAAGUUACAUAUGCACUGCUUCUCAAGCUUGCAGUUUGGCAACAAAACCUGUCUGUAGCCCAUGAACUUUGGAAGGACUAUAUCAAACACUACAGUCUGAGCAUUAUCCCUCUGCAAAAGUUUCUUUUGUCCUUUAGUAAGUUGGGAGAUUUAAAAUCUGCAUGCAAGACAUUGCAAUAUAUGGUGGCUUUAGUCAUCAGGGGAAAGGCUUCUGUUAAUAAAUCUAUUAAGGGAAAGUUGUAUUCUUCAAGAUUGGACAUUCCUAUACCUUUGAACUGUGAAUUAGGCUUGAAGAAACUUAAUUUGGAGGAGAAUGAACAGUCUAUCUCUUCCAGAUACUGCGAGAAUUUGGAUGGCCAUGUUGUUAGUGCGGAUCAAUGCACUAGUUUUGGCUUGGGUUUUGGAGAAACUAAGAGUGUUCCAGCGGAUGGUCUUAAUAUUGAUAUAAGUACUCCUGUUAUGGAGCUUUUGAGACGUUCGUUCACGAACUUGAUAUAUGCUUGUGCAGAAUUAAGAAAUGGUGGCCUGGCUGAGCAGUUAGUCCUACAGAUGCAAAAAUUGGGGUUUCAAAUAAAUAGCCAUGUGUAUGAUGGCUUAAUCAGAGCAAUUGUUCCAGAAAGAGGUUUCAGCAGUGGGAUGGAAAUUUUGAAAAGUAUGCAGCAGAGAAAUUUGAAGCCAUAUGAUCGCACUCUUGCAACCCUUUCAAUAGGUUGUAGCAAGGCAUUAGAAUUGGGUUUAGCUGAGACUCUGCUGGAUCAAAUAUCUGUGUAUUCACAUCCACAUGCUUUUAAUGCUUUUCUUGCAGCAUGUGACAUUAGGGAUCAACCUGAAAAUGCCGUGCGGAUGCUAGCUAAAAUGAAACAUCUACAAGUCACGCCAAAUAUAUGGACAUAUGAGCAGCUGUUUUCCUUAUUUGGUAACGUGAAUGCCCCAUAUGAAGAGGGCAACAUGUUGUCACAGGUAGAUGCUGCUAAACGGAUUAAAGCUAUAGAAAUGGAUAUGGCGAACUAUGGCAUUCAGCACAGUUUUGUGUCAAUGAAUAACUUGCUGAAAGCCCUUGGAGCAGAAGGGAUGACGAGAGAGCUGAUCCAUUAUUUACAUGUGGCGGAGAAUCUUUUUUGUCGUAAUCACAUUUAUCUGGGAACACCUAUCUAUAAUACGGUGUUGCAUUCACUUGUUGAGAGUGAGGAAAGCCAAGUGGCAAUUAAGAUGUUUAAAAACAUGAAGUCAUGUGGUGUCCCGGCAGAUGCUGCAACUUAUACUAUAAUGAUUAAGUGUUGUAAAAUUCUCAGAUGUUAUAGAUCUGCUUGUGCAUUGGUUUCUAUGAUGUUGCGAGAUGGCUUUUACCCUCUAACAAUAACUUACACUGCUCUCAUAAAGACUUUGUUGGGAGAUGAUAUCAUUGAUGAAGCACUGAAUCUUUUGGAUCAAGCCAGCUCAGAAGGGAAUAAACUUGAUACUUUAGUUUUCAAUACCAUUCUUCGAAAAGCCUGUGAAAAGGAACUGAUUGAUGUAGUUGAGUUUCUUGUUGAGUGGAUGCACCAAGACAAAAUCCGGCCUGAUUCGGGGACGUGCUCUUCUGUUUUCACUGCAUAUACGAACUGUGGUUUUUACAGCACAGCCAUGGAAGCAUUGCAGGUUUUGAGUAUGCGUAUAAUAUGUGACGAAGAUGGAAGCUGGUCAGAAAAGACAAAAUUUGAGGACGACUAUAUCUUUGCUGAAGACAAGGGAGCUGAAUCCCGUAUAAUCCAGCAUUUUAAAGAUUCUAAAGAGGACUUGGCUGUUGCCCUACUGAAUUUAAGAUGGUGUGCGGUGCUUGGCUUCCCAAUUUCUUGGUUGCCUGAUCAAAGCCCGUGGGCAAAAAGACUCUCAACUAACUAUACUGCCAGGAUAGGAGCUACCUAAUAGGGGGAACACUGAUUGUUGCAUGGCAAGGGUGAUCCAUUGUUGUUAUACAAUCAGAAAAAGCUCCUCGACCUAUCAGCCCUUGAUGAGGCCACACUGCAACUAACCAAUUUUAGAUAAAUACUUGAAUAGCACUAACCAGGAAGGUCUAAAGUCAAACAAUACAAAAUCACUGAUUUCUUAGAUUUGUUUUUAGGCUACACUUUGAGAAAACUAGGUGAACACAUUUAGGCAAUUUUUGGUUGUACAGAAUUCUUGGCCCGGUAGGGAUAAUGGGAUUUACCGUUGUAUUUGUUAGCAGUAGGUUUCUUGUAAAAAGAUAUUGUGUGCAUUAUGAGAUGGAUGCAUGCUUUGGUGUUCAAUCAAACCAUGGGACUAUGGGACUACUGCUAUUUUUCCGGUCAUUUUACUUCUGUUAGGGGGACUU
Rosa rugosa (rugosa rose) is the source of this 2977-nucleotide messenger RNA. Its product is annotated as pentatricopeptide repeat-containing protein At1g76280. The coding region runs from base 178 to 2550 and encodes 790 amino acids. The record is from RefSeq and is a predicted model, not a curated record. Gene Ontology annotation, molecular function: protein binding. The transcript is spliced from 13 exons. NCBI's taxonomy places the organism in Eukaryota, Viridiplantae, Streptophyta, Magnoliopsida, Rosales, Rosaceae.